Messenger RNA from Paramacrobiotus metropolitanus, 2496 nucleotides. RefSeq names its product serine/threonine-protein kinase NIM1-like. Gene Ontology annotation, biological process: microtubule cytoskeleton organization; intracellular signal transduction; protein phosphorylation. The coding region runs from base 298 to 2079 and encodes 593 amino acids. The transcript is spliced from 8 exons. Gene Ontology annotation, cellular component: cytoplasm. Gene Ontology annotation, molecular function: protein serine/threonine kinase activity; ATP binding; tau-protein kinase activity. The record is from RefSeq and is a predicted model, not a curated record. Lineage: Eukaryota; Metazoa; Tardigrada; Eutardigrada; Parachela; Macrobiotidae.
GGAGCAGACUCUCUCAUGCGCAUCGACCCGAUCCCGAGGUUGCUUGCUGCACCUGAUAAGCUGCACACUGCUGGCCGUAACCUCUCUUACCGGGGAACAUGGCUAAGUUUCACAAUUACCUUUAUUGUUUUGUUGCGGAAUAACUCACUAUGAACGUGUACUGGAUGGUGCUCUUGCGAUACCCAUUUAACUGCAGCUUAUAAUAAAUCCGUAAACUUGUUGGACCUUUCCGUUAUAUUUUCACACGCCUUACAACGGUUUCUUGAGAAAUUUUGCGGCAAACGAUGAAGGAUCAUAAUGCGACCUGACGCCACAGAUGGUCCGAAGCUGGGCCGCGAUAUUAAGGUGCUUUUAGCCAAGCAGAUGCCAAAUAAUCUGCAAGUGGGUAGAGGGGAGAUGCCCUCUGUGGAACCGGAAAUUAUCUCCACUGAAACUAACGCAACCGAGCCAAUUAGCGAAGCUUUGAAAUCUCGUCAUAAUUCCUCCGCACCUUCAUCAACUGCCAGCACGGUGCCAGCAUCGAAAGCCAAAUCCUCUGUUGCCGGUCAUGAUUCACUGGUGCCUUCCGUCGUGGUAAUUGAUCCUAAAGCGCCAGCACAGCCUUUAACAGUAUUGGAAAGUGAUAUUGAGGAAGAGUACAAUGACGAUGAUGAUGAUGACGACGGUGUGGUCAAGACCGUUGACGGCGUACCGGUGGAUUCUCACGCAGCGGGUGACAAACGUCGCAACAGUGUGUCCAGCAAAUCCAAAUCGCUGGGGGAGGUGCCUGCCGCGGCUGGUGCAGCGGCCAAAGCCAGGGCACGGAAGUUAACCGCUUAUGAGCAAGUGUCUCAAGAGCUGGCCAAUGAUAAACGCACAUUGAAGGAAAUUACACUGGGUCGGCGAGUGGGGUUCUAUCGGAUACGGACCGAGCUUGGCUCCGGAAAUUUCUCCCAAGUGAAGAUGGCUGUACACGCACUCACGAGAGAAAAAGUGGCCAUCAAGAUUCUGGAUAAAGCGCGUUUGGACCAAAAAACUCAACGACUUGUGGCCAGAGAGAUCGCCAACAUGGAGCGUGUUCAUCAUCCCAACAUUGUUCGCUUGUACGAAGUGGUCGAAACUCUGGCGAAACUUUACUUGGUAAUGGAAUACGCCGGUGGAGGGGAGUUAUUUGCCAAGAUUACCAACGAAGGUCGCCUUAAAGAGCCCGACGCUGUGCCUUUAUAUGCUCAAGUUAUCUCCGCAAUGGAUCAUCUGCAUUCAUUAAAUAUUAUUCAUCGGGAUCUGAAAGCCGAGAAUGUCUUCUUUUCUGGACCAAAUACAAUCAAAGUCGGUGACUUUGGAUUCAGCACAAUUAGCCUUCAGGGCCAGGCCUUGACUACCUUCUGUGGCUCACCUCCGUAUGCCGCACCGGAACUCUUUCGGGAUGAAAGUUAUGAAGGGCGUCCUGUUGAUGUUUGGGCCAUGGGAAUUAUGUUAUACUUUAUGGUCACCGGCAUGCUUCCGUUCCGAGGAGAAACCGUCGGCAAACUAAAGAAAGCUAUACUUGAAGGUGUAUAUUCCGUCCCGACGUACUUAAGUGUCCAGUGCAUUGAGUUAAUUUCGGCACUACUACGACCCGUCGCAGCCGAUCGGCCAUCCGUUCACGGUACACGCAGAUUCCAGUGGAUGCAUGGUGCGACGUACCCGGAUCCGUUAAAACCAUUCACUCUCAAUCCUGAUGACAUAAUGCACGAUAAUCUAACGGGCGAAGAACGGCAAGCAAGAAAGGUCCUAAAAGAACUGGGAAUAACACGCGACGUCAUACAAAAAUCCAUGGGUAAACAAUCGCGGUCCAGCAUUACCGGGACUUACCGGAUUGUACUGCAUCGCAUUCAGAAACAAGCCUUAGGGAUCCAGUAUGAAGAAUAUGCAACCAAUGGAAACGACAUGACCGAAUCUGCGCCAUCAGCGCUAAACACGGCGGGCAGUGCACCCUCGUCUGGCAAAGGAAACCGCGGGGGAAGAGGAUUAAAAAUAAAUCCUUUAUCAACAGGGAAUCGAGGGUUCCCCGGCGCUGGUCAAGGCAAUAAGGUGUCCAAAUUGUGCACCAUUCUUUGAUUCUGGCCGCUGGCUAUGCAAGGUCCGCAAUUUAUGCAAGUAACACAACAGCAAAAAAUUCGGCCAACAGCGCCGAUUCGCUUCACUUGAAUGCCUUCCGUCCCCGGUUGAUAGCCAGUGAGCCACGGACCUGUCGAAAAGUAUGCUGUCUUGCCUUCUUGUAGGCGAAUACAAACGGGUGACCGCGUAGCAGUCGGCACAUAAAGUGUAUCACAUUUACCAAAUCGCUUUAUUAGAUAACAGCUGGAAAGAAUGUAUUCUGGCAUUUAUGUAAAAUUUAAUUCUGUUAGAUUGAAUUGGGUUGCUCAAUCAGAAAUGUGGAUACUACUAGCUAAUUAAUUAUCAUUGUUAAUACUCCUAGCAGUGUUCGGUGUGUUUUCAUCAAGAAAAGUUUGAUCCAACUUGUAAUUAAUUUUC